GGGUCCGCUCUUGAUUCCAUUCCGACUUCCGCCAAGAGGGAAAUGCUUUCUUGGGACGCUUUCACCUUUUGAAGGAGGAAGGAGACAGGAGCGGGAGAGGAGGAAAUGGCUGGGCUGAUCAACUUCGAGGAUGAGGAGGAGGUGAAGGGCUAUUUGGAGAACCUGGGGGUCGAGUACAGCUUCCAGUGCUACAAGGAGAAGGAGCCCGACGGCUGUCACCGUCUGGCUGAAUACCUUGAAGGAGUAAAGAAAAACUUCGAGGCAGCUGCUAAAGUGCUAAAGCAGAAUUGUGAAACUAAUUUACAUAGUGAAAGCUGCUACAAACUUGGAGCUUAUUAUGUGACUGGAAAAGGUGGCCUCCCUCUAGACCUGAAAACGGCCUACAAUUGCUUUUUGAAAUCUUGUGAGAAAGGUGGGAAGAAAUCCACAGAUGCUUGUCACAAUGCUGGAUUGCUGGUACAUGAUGGACGAGGAAAUGAGGACGAGAAGCCCAAUGCACUCCUUGCUAGGGACUAUUACAGUAAAGCUUGUGAUGCGGGUUAUGCACCAAGCUGUUUUAACCUUAGUACAAUAUAUCUUCAAGGAGCCCCUGGCAUAGCAAAGGAUAUGAACCAGGCAUUGCAGUAUUCUCUGAAAGCAUGUGAUUUAGGCCAUAUAUGGGCAUGUGCCAAUGCUAGCCGAAUGUAUAAACUGGGGGAUGGCGUUGAGAGGAAUGAUGUCAAAGCAGAAACCCUAAAGAACAGAGCAAAAGACUUACACAAAGAACAGCAGAUACCUUCAAGGUCUUUAACAUUUGGAGAAUAAAUCCAGUCAAGUGAUCUACUCAGAAGAUCCAUUUAUGUGAACAAAUUUUUCUGUAAUCUGUACAAACUGUUCUUGUAUAUCACAAAAAAAAAACCCUACAUUUUGGGAUGUUGACUCUGGGGUUGAUGUAACUCACCUAAAAGAUGAACUGUGAUAAAUGUCAUAUUUAAAGCUAGAAUAUGAAAAUAACAGUUGCUUGUUAGAACUUGAUUCUUCAAUGUGUUGAAAAAGCAAAUUUUGUGUAAGAUCUAGCAAUGUAUAUAAAGCAGUGGAAUCUAUUUUCUUGGCAAAGCAAUUCUCUUUUGAAGUGAACACCUCUAUUUAGUUCCAGCAAGCAGAGAAAGUAUUCUUGGGUGGUGGAGGGGAAGGGGGAGGCUCCAAUCUUGUAUACCUCUAACAGCAGAGAUGGGACUCAUGGUGCCUUCUUGAUGUUGAACUAUAUACCUCCCAAUGUUUUUCACCAUUGCCUGCUAGGCAGAACUAUUGGGAGCUAGAGUCCAACAACAUCUAGAAGGCUACAUGUUUUCCACCCAUACUUAACAGGGACAAAGUUCUAUUGAAAUCCAUGGAACCUACUUCUGAAUAGGCUUGCAUAGAAUCAUGUUUAAAUGAUCCUACUCAGCUGCAGUACUAUGCAAUGACAUGCAAGAAAUUAAAGUGGUUUGCUGAAAUUAAA
This is a messenger RNA of Sceloporus undulatus (fence lizard), 1480 nucleotides long. RefSeq names its product cytochrome c oxidase assembly factor 7. Gene Ontology annotation, molecular function: protein binding. The transcript is spliced from 3 exons. NCBI's taxonomy places the organism in Eukaryota, Metazoa, Chordata, Lepidosauria, Squamata, Phrynosomatidae. The record is from RefSeq and is a predicted model, not a curated record. The coding region runs from base 106 to 804 and encodes 232 amino acids. Gene Ontology annotation, cellular component: mitochondrial intermembrane space.